GAAUCCCAUGUGAUCUAGCCCGUGCCGUCCCUCUGUCUCGGGCCAGACUGACGAAUCCCGUUAUAUGAAAGCAAGGUAGCCCACAGGCCGACGCGGCAGUGCAGGCAGGUAGAGAAAACACGAUUCCGUCGGAAAGGCGAUACACGUUGGUUGUUCUGUCCACCAGUGUGUUCGCUCCCUCGAGAAUACUGGUAGUACACGACGUGGCGACGCUCCUCGCAGUUUAGUGGUCCCAGAUGGCGUUCUCCUUCCGUCAACCGGUGAUGGUGGUGCACGACAAUGCCUCCAGCGCCAUCAGUCCGACGAACCGGGACCGACCUGAGGUUGAAGACGGCAGGGGCGGACAUGAACCGUGGCAUAGACCGAAGAAGCUGGUGCUCUGCUUCGAUGGGACGGGCAACAAGUUCCACGGAGACGACAGGGACAGCAACAUUCUCAAGAUAUUCCGUAUGCUCGACAGCUCGUCAGAUGACCAAUAUCAGUACUAUCAACCCGGCAUUGGCACCUACGUCGUGUCGGAGAGCCUCUCCCACACGGGCGUGAAAGCCAAGGUCACAUCGUGGUAUCAGAUGGCAAAAGAUUCGGCCAUCGGCUCGUCGUUCGACCAGCACGUGGUAGGAGGGUACCGAUUCCUGAUGAAAUACUGCUCCCCAGGCGACGAGAUUUACAUGUUUGGCUUCUCCCGCGGAGCGUACGUGGCACGGUUCCUGGCGGAGAUGCUAGAUCACGUCGGGCUACUGGCGCACGGCAACGAGGAGAUGGUCAUCUUCGCGUGGAACGCGUUUUCGCAGUGGCAGUGCCGGAGGUCUAACUCGACGCCCAAGGGCAAAAAGGAGAGGGAGAAGAUGUGGACGUUCCUCAAGGGGUUCCGAGAAACAUUUUCCCGGCCGACCAAGCGGGUGCGGUUCCUGGGCCUGUUCGACACGGUCAACAGCGUGCCGCGGUUUGAGACGGCGUGGAUGCAGCGGAGCAAGUUUCCCUUCACAGCGCGUAGUUCGGCCAAGGUGGUCCGCCACGCGGUCAGCAUCGACGAGCGAAGGGCCAAGUUCCGACAGGACCUCAUGUACCAGCAGCCGGGAAGAAACAGGAGGAGGCAUCAUGCGAUGCAGGGCUUGAUCGACCUCUCGCCCUUGAACGAGGCGAUCCAGGGGCUGCACGAGAGGUACCGACCACAUUGGCGGAUGGGCGGCCCAACGGCGGAGGCGAGCGCGCGAGCGGAUGGCAGAGGCAGGGACACGGUCCGGCCCGAACAAGACGGCGAGGACCGGCCAGCGCCCUACAGGAGGCAUUCGAGGUCCAGAUCGAGGGCGACGAGCCGGCGGGCGGGGAACGAGCCGGUGGAUCACGUCUCGAUGCACUCGAGGAUGCCGCUGUCCGAACUCGGGUACGAUUCGGACGAGGAAGACCAGGACAUCGACGAGGUGUGGUUCGCGGGAGGUCACGGGGACAUUGGCGGAGGCUGGGACGUGGAGGCGGGCAAGAAGAAUGCGAGUCACAUUCCGCUGGUAUGGAUGGUGCGCGAGGCCAUGCGGGCGGGCCUCCGGUUCGACAUUGACCAGCUGGAGGAAAUUGGCUGCAUCGCACGUAGCGAAAUGGAUGUGGACGGGGACGCGGACGUGGACGCGGACCUGCGGGUGAGAGAAGGGCCGGGGCGUAGCGUGCCGGAGAUUCACGUGGACGCACCGUCGCCAGGCAGCUCGCCAGGAGGCGAGGCGAACCAGAAGAGCACGGAGGAUGAGAAGGGCAACGGCGAUAUCGACAAGGACAACGACAACGACAACGACAACAGGGAGUAUGGUGACGGGGAUGACGAGAAACAGGAGACCCAGGGAUACGGGCAGAAGGCCAAGGAAGCGUUCGAGGAAAUGCUGUUCAGGACACACCUAGCAGACAUCCACGACUCGCUCGGGUACGGCAAAGGACUGCCUCACGUAUCCGUGUUCGUGUGGCGGCUGAUGGAGUGGAUGCCGUUCCGGCGGCUUGACUUGCAAGCGGACGGGACGUGGAAGCCCAUCCGGUGGCCGCUCCCGCGAGGUGAGGUACGAGAUAUCCCGGACGACGUACGGGUACACGGCAGCGUGAUCCGGCGGAUGCAGCAUGAUCCCAAAUACCGGCCAGGGAACCUGAUCAUCGGGGGCGGUGGGAGGGGCGUCAGGGUGGCACCGCCAGAGUACGGGAUGGGAGAAUGGAUCUGCGUGCGAGGGCAUGGCCAUCCAAUCGAGGAAGUCUGGGUGCGAAAACCCAAGGCGAAGACGGACGAGUCGUCGAGCGGAAAGUGAGACAUUCGGACUGAUUCGGUAUGGUGGUUGGUUGUUGUGUUGUGGAUGGUGACGAGUUUGGAGACAAAAGACAAACGGCAAAGGGCGGUGAGAAAAGGAGGAAUGACGUGUGCGAAUUCUCUUACCGGGGC
Messenger RNA from Sodiomyces alkalinus F11, 2410 nucleotides. RefSeq lists its product as hypothetical. Lineage: Eukaryota; Fungi; Ascomycota; Sordariomycetes; Glomerellales; Plectosphaerellaceae. The record is from RefSeq and is a predicted model, not a curated record. Bases 237 to 2279 code for a protein of 680 amino acids. The transcript is spliced from 3 exons.